UGGCACCCGGAUAACGAGAGAAACGACCACCUCACCCUCCUUCAAACCGUAAUGGCGGCCGCGGCACUCCGGCCCCACCUCGCCCUUCUCUCCGGCGGCGGCGGAAUCCCCAACCCCGCGCUCCGAACUCUAUCCAUCGUCUCCCCCCUCCUUCUCCACAUUCGCUCCAACCGCCACCGCGGCAUCCUCCGCUCCAAUGCCUCCUCGUCGCCUCCGUCUCCCCCGCCUUCGCCGGAGAAGGAGGCGGUUCCGACAGCAGAGUCGUGCGUCAAUCUCGGGCUCGAGCUCUUCUCCAAGGGCAGGGUGAGAGACGCACUUGAACAAUUUGAUAAUGCCCUAGAGCUUGAUCCAAAUACUAUCGAAGCUCAAGCAGCGCUCUAUAACAAGGCAUGCUGCCAUGCAUACAGGGAAGAAAGCAAAAAAGCAGCUGAUUGCUUGAAGACAGCUUUGCGAGGUUACAAUCUCAAAUUUGGCACAAUUCUCAAUGACCCAGACAUGGCGCCAUUCAGGGCAUCACCAGAAUUUAAGGAACUUCAAGAAGAGGCAUUACGUGGUGGAGAAGAUAUUGGUUCUGGGUUCCGAAGAGACCUGAAGCUUAUUAGUGAAGUACAAGCACCAUUUCGUGGUGUCCGGAGGUUCUUUUAUGUGGCUUUCAUUGCAGCAGCUGGAAUUUCAACAUUCUUUACCAUUCCCAGACUUAUACUUGCAGUUCAAGGUGGUGAUGGUGCUCCAGAUUUUCUGGAAACUGCUGGGAAUGCUGCCAUUAAUAUUGGAGGUAUUGUUGUGCUUGUGGCUUUAUUUCUCUGGGAAAACAAGAAAGAAGAGCAGCAGAUUACCAAUAUUUCUCGCAAUGAAACCCUUUCAAGGUUACCUGUGCGUCUAUCAACCAACCGCAUUACUGAACUUGUGCAACUCCGAGACAUUACUAGGCCAGUUAUAUUGGCAGGUUCAAAAGCAUCUGUUACUCAAGCAAUGCAAAGAGCUGAGAGGUACCGAACUGAACUUCUCAAACGAGGCGUUCUUCUAAUUCCUGUGAUCUUUGGUGCUUUGCAAAAAGCCCAAAUAAAACCAAAAGGCUUUGGUACUACAAGAUCUGCUGCAUCUGCUCCUUCAAUUGGGGGUGACUUUGAAAAGCGUACUGAGUCUAUUGCGGCAAAAUCACGCCUGAGAGCUGAGGUUCGAUUUAAGGCUGAUAUUGUCUCUCCUGAACAAUGGGAAAGUUGGAUACGCGACCAGCAAGAAUCGGAAGGUGUCACUCCUGGUGAAGACGUCUACAUAAUCCUCCGUCUUGAUGGUCGUGUGAGAAGAUCUGGAAGAGGUAUGCCAAAUUGGAACGACAUUUUGCAGGAACUGCCACGUCUUGAAGAUUUGCUGAGCAAACUUGAGCGAUGAAGAAGAGGUGCGUAUAUGGGUGCCAUUUUAUCCUUUGUGAAGGCCGGGCCAGUGUGUUGCUCAGCAGAUUGGAUAUCCUAUUCUAAGUUUCUCUCUUAUGCAAACAUGGGAUAUGUGGAUACCCCUUACAUCUCUAAGAAGUGGCAUUUUUGCGCCACCCAUGAAAAAUGUAGAGUUACAGCAAAAUAUAUUAAGAAAGCGAAGAAUUGUUUUGCAAUA
This is a messenger RNA of Lolium rigidum, 1611 nucleotides long. Its product is annotated as protein LOW PSII ACCUMULATION 1, chloroplastic. The record is from RefSeq and is a predicted model, not a curated record. The transcript has 9 exons. Gene Ontology annotation, cellular component: chloroplast. Gene Ontology annotation, biological process: photosystem II oxygen evolving complex assembly. Bases 52 to 1392 code for a protein of 446 amino acids. Gene Ontology annotation, molecular function: protein binding. Lineage: Eukaryota; Viridiplantae; Streptophyta; Magnoliopsida; Poales; Poaceae.